Messenger RNA from Cyclopterus lumpus (lumpfish), 1979 nucleotides. RefSeq names its product lysine-rich nucleolar protein 1 (gene knop1). Lineage: Eukaryota; Metazoa; Chordata; Actinopteri; Perciformes; Cyclopteridae. The transcript is spliced from 7 exons. The coding region runs from base 242 to 1852 and encodes 536 amino acids. The record is from RefSeq and is a predicted model, not a curated record.
CGCGCGCUCGUUGCUACAGACGCCUAGCUCUUCGCUAACAGGAACGAGGAGCAACUGCUUCCGGGAGAAGAGAGUGGACCACGUACCCACGUGAACUACCAAAGGUUACAAAACGGAAACCGGUGAGGAAGUGAUCUUUGUUUCCGAAAAGCGUGCACGUAAAUCAAGUGAGAACGCCGUUGACAAGGCAAAGCGACUGGCCCUGCAAAGAGACAUUGAUCAACAGUCCCAGCCCAGGAAGAUGGCCAAAGAAUCGACAAGCCAGGGGUCCGUUGCUGCAGAGAGGCCAGUGGGAAGGGUGAAGACGAAGGAGAAGAGUGAGCCGGGUUUUGUGAAGCGGAAGAAACGCACAAAAGGACAAGCCUCUCUGCCUGCACAUACAUAUUUUACUGUAGAUGAUUUGAGCUUAGCAGAGGUUAAAAAAGAAAAGAAGGGUAAACAAGUCGAUGUAAUUGUUAUAGAUACAGAUGAGGAGUCUGUGGAUGGAAGUGGUGAACAGAAAGAGAAGAGGAAGAGGAAGAGGAAAAGUGUCACUGAAUCUUUGAAUGGUUCUUGUGUCAAGAAUGGAAAAGACAAAGAAGUUAGCAAGAAGAAGAAGAAGAAGCAGCUGGAAACCGCACCGCUCAGUUCAGUAAAAAAAAUGGAAAAGAAACCGAGGACUGUGAAGAAAAUUAAAGCACAAAAUGGAACGCCAGAGAGAGAGCAGGAGGCAGAACACACCGGGAAGGAUGAAUUGCCAAAGAAAGCCAAGAAGCGAAAAAAUAUUCUAGUUGUAAAUGCAGAGGAAAUUGAGGAGCAGGUUAAAGAAAAGAAGAAAAAGAAAACCACUAGUGUAAAAAUCACUGAAGGAAUAUGUAUUGCAAAAAUGCGAAAAUCAGCUCAAAUGGAAGUGACUAAGAAUGGAGUAAAGUUAGGCACUCCAGAGCGAGAGACUUGUGAGGUUGAAGAGGUAAAAGUGAAAAAGAAGAAGAAAAAGGUUGUUGCUAAAGAAGAUAAAAAACUAUUAGCAACGCCUCAGAUGAAAGGUAACAACAAAAGGAGCAAAGCAGCAUCAGGCCAAAAGGUGGAGAAAGACAAUAUGCUCAACAAGAAAGACAAAUCCACAGAGAGUGAGAUUGUUAUCAUAGAUGAAGAGGAGACGGAGCUCAAGAUGAAAGUAAAGCGUAGGAAAGUUUCUGUGGCGGUCAGCAAAGUAGAGCAGAAAGAGCGGAAGAAAAGGAAAAUGGUAAACUCAAAGGGAGAAAAGGAAGUACCAUUGUUACUCGACUGUGAGGAAGUUGAGGAGCAGUGUAGUGAAACAGUAGUCCCGGGCCAGAAGAAGAAGAUCUGCGUUAAGGGGGAGACUGUGAGUUUUGGAACUGAUGCAAAACGGAGGCAGAUUAAAGACGAGGCCGAAGCCGAAGACCAACAUGAGUCGCCCCUCGUGGAUGUGGUCUUUCUGUCAGCGAAAACUGGAAACACAGAUGAGGUCAACAUCAACCAGGAAAGACGACAGGCUUUACAAAUGGACAUCGACGAGGCCUCUCGGCCUAAAGAAACAACGGGUCUUGGCCAGUGGACCACCGCCCAGUUCGACAGCUCUGCACAGCAGCAGAAGUUCCUCCGGUUGAUGGGCGGCUUCAAAAAGGGUUCCCAGAUGGCUGCGGGGAGCAGUGAAGGAGCAAAUAUGGCCCUGGGGAAGAAUGCACAGCAGCAGUUGCAGCAAGGGCUUCUGGGAGAGUUUGAACGCGCUCAAUCACGUAGAAUGGACUUCAGUAACAGGGGAUCGGGUCUUGGGUUCAGUGCACCAGUUAUUAAUAAGAAGUUCUCCAUUGAUGUCAAUGCAUGUCGAUCUGUUCGCUUUGAUGAUUGAUCCAAGUGCGUGUGUGUACACGUUUUUUAAAAUUUUUUAACUAUAGAUGUAAAUGUAUAUCAGAGACUGAACACCACCUAAUUCUGUUUGUACAUACUGUAUAUUAAACAUGUGACUGCUUUAAAGA